UAUCAAAAUGGCAACAGUGAGAGGCCACAGCAAUACAGGAAUAUCAAAUGAUGCAUCCUUUACAAGUUACUUUGCAAAAAUAGACAACCUAACACAGAGUACAAAUAACUAUGAGUACAUUGGAAUCUUAAAAGGUCAGCACAUAUUUGUUGGCACAUUUUGAAAAAUAAUCAAGUCAUGUAAUGUAAUAAGAUGAUAUAGGAUUGUUUUAUUAUAUUUUUUAAUAUUACAUUUUCCAUGUUCAGUUUCAGCGUAUUAGUAUUUUACAUUUUAAAAAAAAUUACAGACUUUAAAAAAAAAAACAUGGAAUAAUUAAACAAAUUAAACUUUGAUAAUUUUAAGAUAGACGAAUAGAUGAUUUUAAAGUAACUUUUCGAAAACAAAUAGUCACACUGAAUCAUCACAUGGUUCUCUAUUUUAUCCAUAAUGACUUAGGAAUAACUAUAUGGUUUCUAACUAAAUGAUAAGCCUGCUGGAAAAUUCUGACAGUGCACAUAUCUUGCAGCAAGUGAAUUCUAAUGUUUUUGUUACUUUGUAUAAUUUGAAAAAAAUUAAUGUCUUAAGUAAGGCUGUUGCUAAUUUUGUAAGAGGUUCAAUUUUGAUCUUAUUUGAGACACAGUACAAGUGCAAGCAAGUAUGUUCUUGUAUCAUUAUAGAUAUAACAAAGCGGCACUGGAAACCUGUUGAAAAUAGAACUUGCUGCUUUAAUAAUGGAUGCCGCAAACAGUUCUCAACACUUUUAGAACGACCUAAUCAUUGCCGCAGGUACGGAUGCUUACUAUUUCUGAUGUUGCAGUUUGACUGUCUUGGUCAUUGUUACAGUGUUGCCUAGUAUAGCGUAUGGUUUGUUUUCACUUCAACAAAAAGUUAUUUUUAGGCACCACACUUGUUUCAUUAGUAUGGCUUUGAUAGUGACGUCACCUUGUAAAUGUGCUGUGUCACUCCUUCCUUGCCUGCCCCUUUCUUGACUGGGAAAAUGUUGUUUAUAUUCCAGAGCUUCAUAUUUAUUCCAAAGAAUGCCAUUAGGUGACACAAUUUUUAGAAUUUCUGUAAUAGAACAUUCUGAGUUGGUUCCUAUAUAUAGGCUGCAUACUUUCUUAGCAGCCAGACUCAGAUAGACAGAGCAAGACAGAUAGAGAGAGUGUAAGAGAGAAAUUCUUUGCUCUACGAGAAAUUAUAUAAUAGUGUGUGUAAAUUAAUAUUUUCAUUUUGAGGAAUGUACCUUUUUUACUUGCUGUAAGUUAAUAGUUUGUUGGUUUUUUUUUUUGUAUCUCUAUAGGAAUUUAUUUAUUUUAUUAAAUUUAACAUUGUUCGUAUCACUAGCUUUGGUAUCGUUUUCUUUACGUACCUACUGUUUUUCUCAGUCCUUUGUUAUGUAUUGUUAAUUAUAAGAACCAAAUCAUUACGAAGAUUAAAUUUUCAAAAUCAUUAGGGUAAGUAACAUUCAUUAAAACUGAAGAAAAAUCUGUGAUCAAAGGGGGUCGCCAAAAUGAUGAUCAAAUUAAAAAAAGUAACUCUCUCCAAUUACUGGAUUAUAUUCAUUUCUGUUUUGGUUGUCAAACAUUAUGAAAAUCAAGAUUUUUCUAUAAUCUUUUUCUGAUUGCUGGCAUUAUUGAUAUGAAUAUUGUGUUUGUUACAAAUGGGCUGUGUAGGCUUAUUGCUUGUGUUCCUCAAAUUUCAAAUGAUCAUUAUGAUUGAAAUAUCAGGAUGGGGUAAAAGCGGCAUUUGAUUUACCCUUUCCUGAACUAUGGAAAUCAUUUGAAUUUUCUUUUAAAUUAAAUUUAAUUAAAUUAAAAUAUUUACAGCUAAUUAUAAGCAAAUUUUAUUUAAUAGUUACAGUACAUUUGAAAGCUCAUCUGCUUGUUGUAUGUAAUUGUAAUCCUCUAGCUAUUUUACCUUGGAGAUCUGGAGAAAAAUAUUAUUAUUAAAACUCUUAACAGCUGUCUAUGCAGAUCUUGUUAAUAAAAUGUACACUAAAAAAACCCAUUGCAAUGUAUUUAUAUUUAAACAAUUUUUAAGUUAAUAUAUUUACAAUUCAAUAUGGGAUAAAAAGUGGAUUUAAUACUAAAAAUCAUCGUUUGAAUUAUAAAAUGUCAAGUAAUUUGAUGAAGAACAAAUCUUCUUUAGAACUUUUCCGUGGAUGCUAAAACUAUUACUAGACUAAGGUUGCAAUAAUUAUAAAGAUAUUCAAUUUCCUAACAGAUGUGGUGAAGUAUUCUGCAAUGAUUGCCUAAAAUACAAGCGGCGCCUGAACAAAUUAGCUAAUCCUGAUCCUGAUGGUGAUUUCUACAAGGUAUUAUUUAAGCUAAUUAUAAAGAAGCCCAAAGAAGCUGAAAUGAAACAAUUAUGUUGCGUUAAAUCGUGUAUACAUUAUAAGUAUCUAGUACCGGUACAUAAAUAAAAACAAAGAAAUAUCAUUCUUUUCUUAAACCAGAAUUUUCAUAUUGUGCAAAUGUUUUAUAGACGAACGUUUUUCAAAAUUUUAAUAUUUCCUGACACAAUAUACAUUUUCUAUCUGACUUUAUUGCAAGACUUCUGUGCCAAAGGAAUAUUUUUCGACAAACUAAAACUAAAUACAAGUUCCUUUAAAGUAGUAAUGUUUAUUUUGUGUAUAAGCAACCAUAUUUUAUUUUUAGGUGUGUAAAGCCUGUUUUGAGCAAGGCAAACUUGACGAUGUUGGUCAUUCAACAAGCCAUUUUGAACUUUUCAAAGAUAUAAGGGCCAAUUCCAAAAUUUCAAGCUCAGUCUCCACUGAGUGGAGAUCACGUUUAAAUAUUGAUAGAGAAAUUCAAAGGUCAGCCUCAACCAUUCUGCCUAAUCUAUUUUUAACCCCUAAUUCUUAAGUACCGUAAUUUUUUCCAUUUUUAAAUAUGUUUUUUAAAUUAAAGAUUCUGUUCUACUUCUUAAAAAUUGUAUUUGGUGGAAUCUAAUUGACUAUGUCACAUGACUACUAAACAAGAGGGGCUUUAGCAAUAGUCAUGAAAUUUGAAGUUUUUGACCAGAGUUGAGUUAUUAAAGCUUCUGUUAUACUUGGAAAAGUGUUUUAACUACAAUUUUUACAUAUAUUUAACAUGUAUUAGAUCAUGAACCUAAAAAUUAAAAGCAAUCUCCCAUUAUUAUUGAUGUUUUUUUAUCAUGGGUUUGAAAAAGAUUUUGAAUUUCGCUAAGAAAACUAAAAUGUUUGUUUCCCCAUGUCUUUUUUAAGGUUAGUAACUGGCUUUGGAAGGAGCAUUGGAAGUUCUGAGCUGCAGUGUAGACUGCAUGAACUAAAGAGUUUAGUGACAACACCUGAUUGGCAAAAAUCUUCUGUUUGGAUGGUAAGGACGUUGCUAAGUUGGCAGAGGUGGGCCAUGCAUCCUAAGAGAUUACGUUUGCUGUUGGGGGUGUGGAUGAUAAUUGAUUUAUAUAAGUUGGCAGAGUUGAGGUCUGGACAGUGUUAUCUGUUCGGGUUUGGAUUUGUAAGUUGCAGUCUGGAAAAAGAUUGUAAGGCUUAUGACUAUGGUUACACUCAUGUUAUAGAUGGUGGGAUAUAUUUCUAAUUUAGCUGUCAGGAUAUAGAUCAGGCCUGCACAACAGGCAGCCCGCCAGCACCCACUUUGCGGCCUGGGAAGUAACAACAUAUUCUUUAUUGUUACUAUUUUUUUAAUAGCUUUUUACCCCUGUCCUUUUAUAUUUCGGCACUCACAAGUUUUUCAUUAAGUAUUACAUUUUGCGUUGUGCAGGCCUGAUAUAAAUGGUGGGGUAAACAAACCUGUUUACUCUUACGAUUUUGGCGUACAAUGUACGAUUUUAAGGUGUAUACAUUAUAUAUACUAUAUGUUUAUUUUUUUACUAUUAAGAUAAUGUAUUGAACGAUUUUGUGAUGAUAUUUUACGAUUUUAAGAGUUUGAGGGUAAACAGGUUUGGGUAAAUAACUCAUGUAGUACACAGGAUAUAGAUGGGGUAUAUUACUAAUGUAGCAGUCAGGAUAUAGCUGGUGGGUGACGAGAUGUAGAACUUGCUGUCUUGUGCUCAUCUACCCUUGAUGAUACAUGUCUACCUGUUUGGGAAUUGUCUCCCACUUCACCCCACGGGCCAGUGUAACUGAUAGCAACUGAUACCAAUACACUAAACACAAAUUGGUUUGUUGCACGUUAUAAGUUUAUUUACCUUGACAAUUCAAUUAUAUAAGUUCUAAACAAUAAUCAAGAUGUUCCUGUAAAACACUACAAGUUAAACCGUGAAUAUCUUACAACGGCCACCAUAACAACCACAAAACUAAAGGGUCAUUUCCCCUUACCCAAAUACAUCACAACUAUCUCACAUAAUAGAUACAGCUACACAUAUAAUCUCUAAACUAACAUCUUUUCCAUACCAAACAUAACAAAAGUAACCUACACAUAACAGUGAUUCUCAUACCCUUGACAGUGGGGUAUAUUACUAAUGUAGCAAUCAGAAUAUAGAUGGUAGUCUGUAAUACUAAUGUAGCAGUUGUGAUAUAGAUGUGGGGUUUAUUACUAAUGUAGCAGACUCAAACUCUAGUGAGCAAUGCAGCUCAUUUUUAAACAAAUUUUUUUCAUUAACAAAUUUAAAUAUUUAUUUCUGGCUUGUUUUUUUUUUUUAAAUCACUUUUUAAAAUAUAUAUUUUCAUAAAAAAGUUAGAAAAUAUAAAUUUAGGACCAAUAUAUAUAUUUAUGAAGGUUUAUUGCAGUAACAGGAAAUAGUUUUUGAAUUUUACCCCAUAAAGACAAGCUUUAUAUUUAUUUUAAGGAUCCUAACAGUUACAGGAGAUAGCAUGUUAAGUUUAAAGACCAAUCCAAAUGUACAGGAGAUAGUAUGUUAAGUUUACAGACCAGUAUCUUAAUGUACAUGAGAUAGUAUGUUACGUUUACAGACCAGUGUAAAUGUACAGCAGAUAGUAUGUUACAUUUACAGACAAAUUUACAGACCAGUCUAAAUGUACAUGAGAUAGUAUGUUAAGUUUACAGACCAGUCUAAAUGUACAGGAGAUUGUAUAUUAAGUUUACAAACCAAUCUCAAUGUAAAGGAGAUAGUAUUUUAAGUUUAUAGACCAGUGUAAAUGUUAGUUAAGUUUUCAGACCAGGGUCAAUGUAUUCAAUCCUCAGAAAGAGACUCUGUCCAACAGCUGCCAGUUUUGUAAAGCCACCUUUGGAAUGCUCUCAAAGAAAUUAUUUUGUCGGGUGUGUGGGACUGUUGUGUGCAAAUCCCACUCCAGCAUGGAUCUUCUGUUGUAUAUCAGUGAUGAAGACAAGGGAACUGUUAAUCCCAAAUGGGCCAUUAUCAAAAUUGUUGGGGUAGGUUCUUCUUUUCAGUUGUAUUUAUUUAAUUUAACCCGUGUAUCAACUUAAAGUUUAAAGCAAAGGGCCGAUUCAUUUAAAAAAAAAAAAAAAAUUAAAAAAUGAAAUUCAAAUAUCACUAAUAGACUUUUUUUUUUUAUUCUUUUUAGUUUUUUUUAUUUAAUUUUACCGGUGUAUCAACUUAAAGUUUAAAGCAAAGGGCCGAUUUAUUUAAAAAAAAAAAAAAAUUAAAAAAUGCAAUUCAAAUAUCACUAAUAGACUUUUUUUUUUUGUGGGUUUAUUAUCAGACAGUCAAAUAUUAAUGGAGUUGAAUUUAUUUUUUUUUACCUAAGGUAUUUUGUAAUUUAUCUAUACAAAACCUUUUUUAAUUUAUUCGUUUGGAAUGAAUGUCUAGCAAAUAAUGUUAAUUUGAAUAAUUAUAGAACAAAAAGUAAAAAUAAAUAUUUUCAAGUAACAAAUUCUCCCAUCUUUGACAUAAAAUAAAGGAGGGGGGGGAAUAAAACAAUCUUUUAAUAGAACUGCUGUAAUCAUCCGGGUACUCGGGCUGGACAAAAUGUCAACACUGUUCAGUACUACUACUAUGUUAGCUAAGAGGCCCCUUAACUAAUUCAAAACUUGUGCACAACUAUAUUCUACGAAGUAUUUUACACAUUUAAAAAAAAAACUGCUAUUUUGUGAAAUGGGACUUCAUUGCGCGUACAGCCACAUGUAACAGUGACUCUAGAUACAAGGAUCGUCCGAACGAUAUGCUGAAACACACUUUUAGCUGCCCUGUUUUAAGACAUAUUUGUUCGGUGAUCUAAAAAUAGUAACGCUAUGACGUUUUCCGGUUUGAGAAAUGACAAACCCUAUUGGUCAGAAUGAGUUUUUUUUUUAAAGUUAUCUCAAGGGGGUUGAAACGAGAGUAUUAUGUAAUAUGGCAGUCUUUACAUUUUUGGUCACCUAGUUCAGUGGUCUCCAAAUGGUGGUCCGUGGACCUUCACUGGUCAGCAUGACUAACGAUGCCGGUCCUCAUAACAUAAAUAUUUAUUGUCAAAUAGAAAUAAAAGUAUACAAAUAUAAAAUUUUGAAACUUGUUCACCGGUCCGCCAAACUUAAAAGUUUGGGAACCACUGACCUCGUUCAUUAAGUUUUUUUUUUAUCCACAAAAUUUUUUUUUCAUUCCAUUUCAUAUAAAAAUGAAAAUGAUUACAGUGUCCUAAUGUUGAGCCUGAAAUAAGCCUGUACAUGAGGGUAUGCAACUCUUGUCAGGAUAAUCUGGCCAGCAAACAAGCAGGGAUUUACCAGGAAGAGGAAGAUAGUCUUCUCAACGGUUCAGAUUUCAUGGAGAACCUGACCAAGUUGGACCAGAAGCUUCACAGAUUUGAGGGCGAGGUCAAGAAACAGUUACCAAAGGUCGGGGAAAUAUUUAGGCUUUGAUAUAAUAAAUGUUACUCAUCAUCUGUUACCUGCUGUGCCAGUUUUAGAAAUAGUCAAGACAGAUUUUUCUUCUUUCUUUGAUUGAUCCAAUUAUUUAGGCUUUGAUAUAAUAAAUGUUACUCAUCAUCUGUUACCUGCUGUGUCAGUUUUAGAAAUAGUCAAGACAGAUUUUUCUUCUUUCUUUGAUUGAUCCAAAUUAAUGGAAAUGUUUUGUUAUGAACAUAUUCAUUUUCAGCACAUAGUUAAAUACUCUUAAAAUUAAAAAAGGAAAACAUUUUUAAACUUGAGCAAUUUAACACUAGAAAUAUUAAGAAUUUCUCAAGCACAAAAAUCAGCCUUUGAAGGCCAUGAAACUCUGGAAACUUAAAGGGCAUUAAACAAUUUGUGAAGAUUAGUGCCCUCAAUUAUAUUUGUUGAAGUUUUUAAAAAGCUAUCAUAAAUUUAAAUUUGCUAUUUUUAAAACAAAAAACUGAAAAAUUAUUUUUGUGUUUUAAAUUAAUUUUCUUUCAGUAUAGAGAUAUUGUGAAUUCUUUGGCUGAUAAGUCCAGAAAGUCAAGCU
Lymnaea stagnalis (great pond snail) is the source of this 7275-nucleotide messenger RNA. The record is from the annotation of a GenBank genome assembly. Lineage: Eukaryota; Metazoa; Mollusca; Gastropoda; Lymnaeidae.